CAUAUGCUCAGACACACCACCGAGGCGCCGGCCAGGACCCGGUGGGCGCAGUUAGACUCUGAAUCACCACGCGCGCUCCCUUGAAUUUACUCUGUGCGCCGGUCCUUACGGGACCGCUUGUACUUCCUCCGACUGUCCGAUAGUACCCAAAGGUCAUCGGACAAUAACCGAUCUCAAUGGACGUGUGACCCGACCGUCCAACCCAGGCGAACCGCUCACCGCACGCGCGAAUAAUGCAUUCCCCAGGCGUGCCCGGUUCUUCUCGACCGCGCGCUCCAGCUGAUGUUCUGAUGUGGGUAAAAUACGCUGCUGUACGUUGCCUGGAGGUAAUUGCAGAGGGGGAGGGCCCGCAUGCGGUAUAAAAGCCUACACGAACAUGCACGGCGGAACUAUCCACUGUCGCCUCCACCUUCUCCGUAAAGAUGCCCGGGCUAGACAUCAACGAGCUCUCGAGCCUCCAACAGACAUUCAACGAAGCGAUCGACGCUAUCAAGGAGGAGAUAAGGCUUGGCGACCUCCCAGAGCUGUCAUCGACGGCGACUACCCCCCAUCCCCUGGACGACCCUAACAUCUUGGUUUCCCCACGCCUAUUCGAAGCGCGGCGUCUGGCACUCGGUAGCAUUGGCCAGCUCAAGUACCUCCUUCAAGUUCCUUACGAGAAGGUCGUUGAGCAGUCGCUCGCUCCCUACGACGCUGCCUGCCUGGACAUCUUCAUUCGCACCGGCAUCGUUGACAUCAUCCUUGCGAGCCCGCGGGGCGCGUCUCUCGAACAGAUCGCCGGCGACCUUGACCUGCAUCCGCACAGAGUCCGGGCUGUCCUUCGGCAUCUGUCUGUUCAAGGAUGGGUGCGCGAAGUCUCCGAGGACGUCUACUGCGCCAACCGCUGCACUCUCACCCUGCGGCCCGGUGAGAGCGGGCGCCAAUGGGCCAUGACGAAGGGCAAAUCCAAGGUCGCCGGCUCCCUCCUCGACAUGGUCACGCACCCGCACUGGAAGCACUCCACCUCCAUUACGCACACCGCGUUCCAGCUGGGGCACAACACCGACCUGUCGAUCUUUGAGUACAAUAAGGAGAAUCCGGCGGAGCUGAGGCAGUGGGCGACGUCGGUGAAGACCCUUGGAAGCGUAUACGAAAAGACGCUGCUGCACGACUACCCAUGGCGGUCCCUCAAGGCGUCCACCUUCGUUGAUUGCGCCGGGGGGCAGGGAUACCUCUCCAUCGGGCUCGCGGAAAUCCUCCCCUCCGCCUCCUUCAUCGUCCAGGACCUCCCCGAGGUCAUCCCCCUCACGUGCGAGAACAUCAAGCGCGAGGCUGCGUCUGCUGUCGAGAGCGGCCGGCUGCAGGCGCACCCUGCCGACCUUUUCAAGCCGCAGACGGUGCAGGCGGAUGUAUAUACGUUGAGGUAUAUUCUCCACGACUGGUCCGACAAGGACUGCGUGUCGAUCCUCAAGAACAUCAGUAUGGGGGCGAAGCCGACGUCCAAGAUCCUCGUCAUCGACCACGUCGCCGCACCCGCCAUUGUCUCGCGCGGGUCCGAUUCUGAUGGCCGCCACAUCGAGCUCGACGACCUCACCGGCGCCGCGGACUACACGACGAUCACCGCGCCGCCCUUCAUCCCGAAGAACUUUGGCGCGUACGCGUACAUGCCCGUCGCGCUGGGCACGCACCUGAUGGGCGCGUUCAAUGCGAGGGAGAGGAGCUUGACGGAGUGGCGCUCCAUCGUCGACGCGGCCGGGCUCCGGAUCCUGCGCGUGAAGCCCCUGCGGGCGAAGACGUCCGUCAUCGAGCUGGGCUUAUGAGCUCGAGAUGCUGAGGGUGUAGGAUCUUGUCUGAGGCUAGGCACUUGGGCUCGCAUCGACGCGGCUGGGCUAGCGUCGACGUGCACGACCCAUGGCGCAGCGGCAUCGCUCGCUGCACCCAAGGUCGUGCAUUGUUCAAAAUACAAUGACUGCUUUUCUCGCACAUAUAUACGCAUUAGAUGGGUUCGUGGAAUGGCACUGUUAUGCAUUUCUUUCUCGCACCGAAUAUAUGUUAUUAUAGAGAUC
Molecule: messenger RNA, 2045 nt
Organism: Schizophyllum commune H4-8
Lineage: Eukaryota; Fungi; Basidiomycota; Agaricomycetes; Agaricales; Schizophyllaceae
Product: S-adenosyl-L-methionine-dependent methyltransferase
Exons: 8
Coding region: 423-1799 (458 amino acids)
Molecular function (GO): O-methyltransferase activity
Source: RefSeq, a predicted model, not a curated record